AUGGCCGAUGAAGCUCCCCCUCCCGGCCAUCCUCCCAAGAUGGCCGAUGAAGCUCCCCCUCCCGGCCAUCCUCCCAAGAUGGCCGAUGAAGCUCCCCCUCCCGGCCAUCCUCCCAAGAUGGCCGAUGAACCUAUAGACCCAAUGGACGAUGACUGUCCACCUACUGAUAGCGGCGGCAGUGGUCGCUCGAAGCCAGGCCCUCAGCGGCCUUCGAGCUGCUCGCAGCGCGGCAGCGGGCCGCCGCUCCAGACAGCCUGCUGGAGCCGGCCUCCGCCACCCCCACCCCCACCCACGCCGGCCACCCACUCCCUCUCGGCAGCCACGCACACCCCUUGCUGCCGCACAGAGAGCGCAGCAGUCCGGGCAGCUGCCUCACGCCGCCUCCACCCAGGCCGGCCAGGGGCUCUGCCUGCUCCAGGCACCGUCGCUCAGCGGACCCACCCUUCGCUGUGGGACCUCACGUUCUGCACGCCUGGCGACUCUAUUCAGCCGGCAGUGCAGACCGCGGCCGGCCUGCCCCAGCCCCCCACCGGAGGGCCGCGCCGCCCUAGAGGGACGCACCGCGGCGGAGGGAGGGCCCGUGCGCAGGGCACGGUGCUGGGGGGAGGGGGUGGGGAGCGGCCGGCAGCGGGCUGGGUGAGCCCUGGACACGCGCGCCGCUGCCUCGCCGAGUGCCGGCUGCCUCUAGCUUACCGAGCGGCCGAUUUUGGAACACGAUUCGCGUCGCACACAGGAAAACCUCAGACGUGUCCUACUUGCGACGCCUCGGAUCCUAUGAGCAAGAAAUGCCCAGGAAAGCUCCCGGUACAGCUAUCGACACAAAACACGUACGCGGGCGCGACGACGAACUCUAACACAGAUCUCCCAGUGGAGGACUGUAGCUGCCCCCACAGCUGGUGGCGGAGGAGGAGGCCGACCAGCCCCCGCCCCCGCUCCCCACCCCCGCCUCUGCCGCCGGCUCAGCGUCCGGAAGCGCCGACAAAAGCGACACUAGCGACGGCAGAUCGCACGGGAGGGAACGGCAACCGCAGCCCGAACCUGCGCCUCAACACGGUGUCAACGCAGGCAGACAGAGCAAAACUGACGGAGACCGUCGACGGAGAUGACGUCAGAGGAGUGCUGAAGAGCAGCGCCGACGGCAUCCCGACGGAGUUCCCCGGAUUCGCGUCGCACACAGGAAAACCUCAGACGUGUCCUACUUGCGACGCCUUGGAUCCUAUGAGCAAGAAAUGCCCAGGAAAGCUCCCGGUACAGCUAUCGACACAAAACACGUACGCGGGCGCGACGACGAACUCUAACACAGAUCUCCCAGUGGAGGACUGUAGCUGCCCCCACAGCUGGUGGCGGAGGAGGAGGCCGACCAGCCCCCGCCCCCGCUCCCCACCCCCGCCUCUGCCGCCGGCUCAGCGUCCGGAAGCGCCGACAAAAGCGACACUAGCGACGGCAGAUCGCACGGGAGGGAACGGCAACCGCAGCCCGAACCUGCGCCUCAACACGGUGUCAACGCAGGCAGACAGAGCAAAACUGACGGAGACCGUCGACGGAGAUGACGUCAGAGGAGUGCUGAAGAGCAGCGCCGACGGCAUCCCGACGGAGUUCCCCGGUGCGUACUGGGACGGAAAUGUCGAGAGGGCCGCAGCACACGUGCUCGCUAGGGGUGGGAGGAGGAAGGCAGCGCCCGCUGGAGGUCACAGCGAAAUGUGCGGCGCCGCUGCUAAGAAGGAGGCCAGCAGUCAAGGAGGAGAAGCCAGGCAGGCGGCGCCGCUGCACGACCCUACAACAGGGCCGGCUGGCAAAGCAGCGCUACACAGGCGACAGCUGUGGGGCCACUACCGCGGCAAACAACACGUACAGGGCGCUCAGAUGAUCACCUGCCGGGAACCGGAUCGGAAAAAAAAGUUCCCAAAUUUCACCUGCCCACAACCUACCACAGAAUGUGAAAGGUGGGAGCGCCGGUCCCGGCAGCAGAGGCCACCAGCUGCCGCCGCAGUGCCGCUCGUUCUGGGCAGCCAGGGCGCCGUCUCCAGAGCGAGGCGAGCCGGCUCUCUGGGCUGGCCGUACUGCGUGCGGCUGUCCGAGCUACGAGCGUGCUAG
Schistocerca serialis cubense is the source of this 2094-nucleotide messenger RNA. RefSeq names its product nascent polypeptide-associated complex subunit alpha, muscle-specific form-like. The transcript has 9 exons. The coding region runs from base 1 to 2094 and encodes 697 amino acids. The record is from RefSeq and is a predicted model, not a curated record. NCBI's taxonomy places the organism in Eukaryota, Metazoa, Arthropoda, Insecta, Orthoptera, Acrididae.